AUGGAAGAUGACUACAUCCAACAAGCCAGAGUCUCCCCACACUGGGUGUCCGAGGGUAACACCUUCUGGUAUCGCCAGAACCUCCCAGCCGGUAAAUUCGUCUUCAUAUAUGUUGACGCCAUAGAGAAGCAGCGACGUCCAGCUUUUGACCAUGACAAGCUAGCAAAGGCGCUUCAAGAGGGAACCGACCAAAAAGAUGGAGAAAUCGACGCUUUCAAGCUGCCCUUCACAUGGAUCGACCUUGAAGCCGAGUCAUCCUCCGUCCGAUUUCUCUAUGAGGGAAAGAAAUGGCGUUUUGACACUGAAGCAAACCUCAGUGAAUGGGAGGGUGCGCUCAAUCUGCCUACGACGCCAUUCAUCUCCAAAGAACGUGCAUCUGUGCACUCGAACCACUCCGUCACUAUCACUUUUGUCAACAACAGCAAGGCAGACUUGAAGAAGUAUUGGAUAGACUGGGAAGGCAAGCCAGUGCUUUAUGGAGGGAUUGGAAGUGGGUUAAGCAGCACUCAAAGAACUUAUGCCGGCCAUGUCUGGAAAUUUGUCGAUGAGUCGGAGACUGUUAAGGCAAUCUACACCACACCCGAAGAGAUUGUCUCCUCUGUGAUCAUUGAUGAAAACACGAUGGAUGAGCUCGGUCCUCGGGACUCAGAAGACGGUGUUAAAGAGAGAGAUGGCGAGGAAACAAGCCCAAAGUCAGACUUGAGCGAGAAGGGCCCGCCCCACCUCUUUGUGCGAGGUUUUGACCUUUGGUGCCGGAAUGCAGACAAGGAAGAGGUUCGUCUUUCAGACAACGGCGCCGAAGACAAUCAGUAUGAUGAUUCAAACAUCUGGAUAUCUUCAGACAAGAAGUUUUGUGUCGCCUGGCAAUUCGUCCCUGAGGAAGAGCACAAAGUGCACCUUCGCGACUCUGUUCCGAAAGAUCAGCUUGAGCCGAAGCCUAAAAGCAUCCGGUACCUGAAGGCUGGAGAUCGCGUCAGAGUUGAUCGUCCUCGUUUGUUUAACCUAGAAACGAAGAAAGAGGUCGUUACAGACGCUACUUUGUUUCAGAGCCCCUACGAACUUCGGAACAUAGGAUGGAGCCGUGAUUCUUCGGAAUAUCGCUUCAUAUACAACGAGCGUGGCCAUCAACGUCUACGUGUCAUAGGAAUCAACUCAGACGGCUUUGUUAGGGCUCUAGUUGAAGAGAGCAGUAACACAUUCAUUGACUACUCCACGAAGCUCAAUCGACGUUUGAUAAAAGAUACCGAUGAACUCAUUUGGGCUAGCGAACGAGACGGCUUCAACCACCUUUACCUUUUCGAUCUUCAAUCAGGGAAGUUGAAAUGUCAGAUGACAACAGGAAAAUGGAAUGUGAAAGAGUUCGUUCGUUUCGACGAGGAAGCGAGAGUGGUUUGGUUCUCAGCUUGCGGAGUAGUCCCUGAUCAAGAUCCGUACUAUACGCACUUGGCUCGCGUCAACUUCGAUGGGACGGGAUUCAAAGUGCUGACCGAUGGAGAUGGCACACACCACUGGACAAUCUCUCCGGGGCAAGGAUACUUUUUCGACACAUGGUCGCGGGUGGAUUCGCCCCCACGCACCACUCUGCGAAAGAUGGAAACUGGAGAGCUGGUCGUACAUCUCGAAGGUGACGAAGGGGAUUCUCAUCGUUUAGAAUCAGACGGCUGGGUAGUACCUGAAAGAUUUAACUGCCCUGGGCGGGACGGCGAAGAGUCUAUCUACGGUAUGAUUGUUCGCCCUCAAGAUUUUGAUCCCAAGAAAAAGUACCCCAUUCUAGAAUCCGUCUACGCAGGCCCGCAUGGGUUUCACGUACCAAAGGAAUUCAGUGCCCUGCGUUCGCGCCGACAGUGGGCAGAACAGGGGUAUGUUGUCGUUCAAAUUGAUGGCAUGGGAACGAAUUGGCGAUCAAAAAAGUUCCAAGACGUUAGUUGGAAAAAUCUCAAGGAUGCCGGGUUCCCUGACCGCAUAGCCUGGAUCAAAGCUGCAGCAGAGACUCGGCCAUGGAUGGACACGAACAGAGUUGGGAUCUUUGGGGGAUCGGCAGGCGGACAGAAUGCCGUGGGGGCACUUCUGUUUCAUGGCGAUUUCUAUAAAGCAGCCGUCGCCGAUUGUGGAUGCCACGAUAACAGAAUGGACAAGAUAUGGUGGAGCGAGCAGUGGAUGGGUUAUCCAGUCGACAAGGCAUACGAGGAUUCAUCGAAUGUGGUCCAUGCUAGCAAAUUGACGGGAGCGCUGUUACUAAUCGUUGCAGAGAUGGACGACAACGUUGAUCCCGCGUCGACUCUGCAGUUGGUGAAUGCUUUGAAUGAUGCAGACAAGGACUUUGAGUUACUCUACAUGCCUGGAGCUUAUCAUUGUUCAGGCAGGACCAAGUAUGCUCUGCGGCGGCAGGAGAAAUUCUUCAGACAACAUCUGCAAGCCUCGCAGUAG
Colletotrichum paranaense is the source of this 2427-nucleotide messenger RNA. RefSeq lists its product as uncharacterized. Bases 1 to 2427 code for a protein of 808 amino acids. The transcript has a single exon. The record is from RefSeq and is a predicted model, not a curated record. Gene Ontology annotation, biological process: proteolysis. Gene Ontology annotation, molecular function: serine-type peptidase activity. NCBI's taxonomy places the organism in Eukaryota, Fungi, Ascomycota, Sordariomycetes, Glomerellales, Glomerellaceae.